This is a messenger RNA of Caenorhabditis remanei, 717 nucleotides long. RefSeq lists its product as uncharacterized. The coding region runs from base 1 to 717 and encodes 238 amino acids. Gene Ontology annotation, molecular function: bis(5'-adenosyl)-hexaphosphatase activity; diphosphoinositol-polyphosphate diphosphatase activity; endopolyphosphatase activity. Lineage: Eukaryota; Metazoa; Nematoda; Chromadorea; Rhabditida; Rhabditidae. The transcript is spliced from 4 exons. The record is from RefSeq and is a predicted model, not a curated record. Gene Ontology annotation, cellular component: cytoplasm; nucleus. Gene Ontology annotation, biological process: diphosphoinositol polyphosphate metabolic process; adenosine 5'-(hexahydrogen pentaphosphate) catabolic process; diadenosine hexaphosphate catabolic process.
AUGUGCUCCAUAGCUAUAAAGAAGUUUCGCGUCACAAAGGCAGCUCCCAAUUUCGAGAUCACAAUAACUUCGACACUGAGUCGUGGUGAGCCGUCGUCGAACAAGGGAGAAACCAGCAGUAACAAAAUUAACAAGACGACAAGCCAAAUCGUAGGCAAUACAACUGACACAACGACGGGCUCACCAAUUAUCAUAAGCAACGGGGUGGCGGCAAACGAGGAAGAAGGACAAGAAGUUGGUGGUGGUGAUAGUGGAGAGAAGAAGACGUGUAUGCUUUCUGGAUGGAAGUCAAGAGAGAGUGAACGGAAUAAAGUUCGUCUCAGAGAUACUGAAGGUUUUCGAAUCAGAUCUGCUGCUCUAUGCAUUAAAGGGACUGGUAAAGAGACACUUGUCUUGCUUGUCAGUGGUGGAAAAGACGGAGGAAAAUGGGUCAUACCAGGUGGUGGAAUCGAGAAAGACGAGUGUGCAGAAGAGGCGGCUCAUCGAGAAUUAAUGGAAGAAGCCGGAGUCCGAGGAACGAUUCUAAAAAAGAUUGGCAUGUUUCAAGACGACGUGCGUAAGCACCGAACACAAGUUUUCCUGAUGGAAGUAUCAGAAGAGCUUCAAACAUGGGAAGAAAAUGAAUAUGGACGGCAGAGGAUAUGGAUGAACAUCGUCGAAUCAAAAGAAAAAGUGAAACAAUCACAUCGUCCAAUGCUUGAUGCCCUGAUGAGGUAG